Messenger RNA from Dama dama (fallow deer), 388 nucleotides. RefSeq names its product cAMP-dependent protein kinase inhibitor gamma-like. Gene Ontology annotation, molecular function: cAMP-dependent protein kinase inhibitor activity. Bases 129 to 356 code for a protein of 75 amino acids. Gene Ontology annotation, cellular component: cytoplasm; nucleus. Gene Ontology annotation, biological process: negative regulation of cAMP-dependent protein kinase activity. Lineage: Eukaryota; Metazoa; Chordata; Mammalia; Artiodactyla; Cervidae. The transcript has a single exon. The record is from RefSeq and is a predicted model, not a curated record.
CGGCGGCCCGGGCUCGGCUGGUGGCGGGACGGCAGAAUUUCCACAUUGAUUAGUCAACAGUGGAAAAUCUGAAGAGAUGCGAGCAGGAAAAAGAAACUAAACCAGGCCUGAAGAGCAAUGCGACAGGCAUGAUGGAGGUCGAGUCCUACUCAGACGUCAUCUCCUGUGACCGGACGCACCGCCGGAACGCAGUCCCCGACAUACAGGGAGACUCCGAGGCCGUGAGCGUGCGGAAGCUGGCUGGCGACAUGGGCGGGCUGGCCCUCGAGGGCGCAGAAGGACAGGCGGAGGUGCGCACCUCAGACAAGGAAGCCAGCAGCCAGCCCGAGAGCAGCGAUGGCACCACCUCAUCCUGAACGUGACCUUGCCCGAGGAGGCUGGGAGGGAG